UCGCCGCGUGCACACUGCUGCAGCUCAGAAAGAAGAAGAAGCAGCAGCAACACUGCGCGAGGCUCGACCGUUGCUCUCAUCACAUCAAGACGCAUUCAGGCAUUUAAAGAAGUGAUGCUCCAUAUUGCAAUGUUUACACCGCCUGUCUCCUCUUUCACAGUAGACACGUCGGAGCUGCAAUGAAGAUGUGAAGAAUGGAGAUGCUGAAAUGAUGGUGUUUUCUGACUGUCAGGCAGGGGCCUCGUCCAUGUGGGCUUCAUGCUGUGGUUUGCUGAAUGAAGUCAUGGGUACUGGGGCCGUCAGAGGCCAGCAGCCAGGGUUUGGGCCCGGUGCUGGACCCUUCAGAUUUGCCCCCAGUGCGGGAUACUCCACAUACCCGCCCGCCAGCUCAGGGAGUCCCAGUCUCGUGUGCAAGGCCUGUGGUCAGGCCUUCUCAGUCUUCAGGAGGAAGUAUAUUUGCUGCGACUGCAAGAAGAGCUUCUGCUCUCUGUGCUCCGUGCUUCAGGAGAAUCUGCGCAUUUGUGCCACAUGUCAUUUGCUGAAGGCAACAGCCUUUCAGCGGCCACGGCUCAUGCGCCUACGAGUCAGGGACCUGCGUCAGUACUUGCUGCUCCGUAACAUCCCCACCGAUACCUGCAGGGAAAAAGAAGAUCUGGUGGACUUGGUGCUCUGUCACCGAGGCAUUGAGGAAGCGGUGGACCCCGACACGGGCAGCCUCCACUCGCGUUCCCUGUACACGCCCACCCCUUCUACCACGCAGUCAGCCUCAGAGCUGUCGGCUUUCGUCGCCUCUCAGGAGGAGCAGCUCGGCAGGAGUGAUAGCUCCGAUACCAACCAGGAUAUCGGUGAUGCCACAUCUGUGUCGCUCCUCAACUUGGACCCCAGUGAACACACUCCUGAGGUCAGCCCUCAAACGCGGCGUCGGGCCAGAGCGUCUCUCUCAGACAUCUCCAGCUUGAGGGACAUUGAGGGCCUGUCCGUCCGGCAGCUGAAGGAGAUCCUUGCCAGGAACUUUGUCAACUACUCAGGGUGCUGUGAGAAGUGGGAGUUGGUGGAGCGUGUCAGCAGACUGUACAGAGAGACGGAGGAGAACAGGAAAUCAUUGGAAAAUGUGAGCAGUACUUUAACCACAGUGGUGGCCUUCCCCCCUCCUAUCUGCAACGGGGCCAUCGGUGACGGAGAGAAGGGUCCGCUGACGAUCCAGGACGACAACCUCUGCAGGAUCUGCAUGGACGCUAUGAUCGACUGCGUCCUCCUGGAGUGCGGUCACAUGGUCACCUGCACCAAGUGCGGCAAGAGGAUGAACGAGUGCCCGAUCUGCAGGCAGUACGUCGUGAGGGCCGUGCACGUCUUCAAGUCCUAAUGCGGCACAAGCGUCAGAGCGGCCGCUCGGACUCAGACUGUACCUUAAGGGAAGGUUUGGAUGUUUUGAAGUGCGGUGGUACGAGGUACUAACCAGACCAGCGUCUCCUGUGUUCUGUGAGGGAAGAUUACUGAUAUUUCUUAAUGGAGUCUGGUGGAUUUGGCAAAGAGUUGAUAAGAGCGAGAGAUAAGGGCUUAAAUAUUCUAAAUAUAACCUACACUUAAACUGAUAUAGAUUUUAUUUUAGGUGGGACUUUAUUUUAAGUGGCUAAAAUACGUUUUGCUGCUGCCCCCCUAUGCACAACAUUACUUUAGGUACCUCAUACAUGCCCACUUCAAAACAUCCAGACUAAACCUUUAAAUCAGCCACGCAGCUCAUAACCCUUGAAUCCCCAAAAGACUUAUUUUGUGGAUGUUCCCGUGUUUGUACCCCCCCCCCCCUUGCACAUUGAAAUAUUGUGAGAAAUGAGUUUUUCUUAAGAAUUGGACUUUGGUUUCAGCAGUGAGAGCGUAGGAUCGUACCCUCCUAUGAGUCAUUCCUCAUGUAAACAUAUCUCUAAUCUGUGUUCAUUCCAAGUGUCUGUUUUUGCUUUUCUUACAAUUUUUCAAAGCCGAAGAAUGUGUGGCACUCAGCCACGUGUAGUCUCGUUAAACACAACUCGUCACCCUCAGAUCUGCCUUUAAACUGUAGCUUCUUUACAAAUUGCUGCACGUGACUGAAUAUCUCAGUAACACCGAUGGACAGACGCAUACUGAACCUCACCACGGGAGAGAGGGUGAGUGAACAAGGUGCCAAAUAAUGGAUCACGCUUUAUGUUUCUCACCCAUUCCCCCCCCCCCCUCCCUCGACUGUGUGAGUCAGCGUGUGUUUUCUUCAGCACGUUCUUACAGAAAGCACUUUGUUCACACUGUUCACGCACCACUGCUCACAACCCACUGCAAACGAUGACCAGGAAUGGUGGCUGAGGUAGCAUGUGCACUAGUUGCUGCAUACCCUCUCGUAUGAAGCUUGAAAGGCUCCUAACUUUGUUUAAGUUAGAUGAAGGAGCUAAUUGGAGGUCACUCAGCUUGUGUUUUCUUUUCAAGUGAAACUUACAAAUGAGCAGGUGCUCUGCCGUUGUGACUCAAGGAUAUUGCUGAUUGAUAUUCGUGAUUUAUGAUGAAGUUGAUUAAUUAUAUUGAAUUAUUAUUUUGUUAUAGAAGCUCAAAGUAAUGCAUUUAGUGCUGCAACUAACAGCUUGUUUCUAUUGGAUUAAUCUGCCUAUUAUUUUCUUGAUAAAAUGACAGUUUCUCAAAGUCGAUGUCUUGUUUUUAAAAGUCUUGUUUUGUCCAAAACCCAAAGAUAUUCAGUUUAAUAUUUUCUCAAACAGGAUGCAGGAAAUCUCCAUGUUUUAGAGGCUGAAAAUACAAUUUUCUGCCAUUUUUGCAUGAAGAAUGAAGAAUUAUCAAAGGAGUUGGUCAACUAAUGGAUUAAUCGUUGCAGCUCUAAAUGCAUUGCACAUUUUAAAUGGUCAUACAAAGUGUCAUUACAGCAAUAGCUAACCUCCGCUGUCUCCUCUGUCUCAACACUUGUAGUGGAGACAAAAGACAAAAACCGGUGCUAACUCAUCCAACCAUCUUCCUGUUGUCCAGCUCAACUGUGGAUGUGAAACUCUGAAUGUUUUUAUUUUUAUUUUUGUGGUUGUAUAUUGUUGGGAGUGGAAUGAAGUGUCUUAAUGCUUUUUAGUUUUCUCAUAUAGGAGUAAUGUAUUGAACUAACUAUUCAAAGAUAUAGCUACGAGUUUCCUGACACCUGUGGUUUAGAAAGUAUAUAGAAAUAAUGACGUGCUAAUGUACAUUUGCAUAUAAUGAUCCAUAUGAGAUGUAUAUAUCUAUAUUUUUUUCCCAUUUGAUUUGAAUUGUGUAAUGAGAUUAUUGAGAUGUCCCUGGGAUCGGGUUACUUUAUUAUUUUCCUGUCAAGUGGUUUGAAAUGUGUUUAAUCUGCAUAUCUUGAAUUAUCUGUCCCUCUUGAACCAGAGCAUGACGAGAACUUGUAUGACAUUGCUUAUGUUAUUCCCCCAUUUUAUGCACCUAUUAAACUAAAUCUCCUGUCCCCCCCCCCCCCCCAAUCCUGCACAUUUAGAAGUACCCAGCUCUGUACUCGACCAACACAAAGUCAACAUUGCUGCUAUUCGAGUAAAGAUGUGUCCUACAAUCAUGAGCAGUAGCGGAGCAGGUUGCACCUUUCCUUUAGAGAGGGUGUGAUUGUGUGCAAGUCUUUGUAUUUGGGAAUGUUGAACUUUUAUUUUGGUAAUUAAAGAUUUUAAUUAAAGUCUGUUUUUGUAUA
This is a messenger RNA of Cottoperca gobio, 3688 nucleotides long. RefSeq names its product ring finger protein 34a (gene rnf34a). The transcript is spliced from 8 exons. Bases 209 to 1363 code for a protein of 384 amino acids. Lineage: Eukaryota; Metazoa; Chordata; Actinopteri; Perciformes; Bovichtidae. The record is from RefSeq and is a predicted model, not a curated record. Gene Ontology annotation, molecular function: ubiquitin protein ligase activity. Gene Ontology annotation, cellular component: cytoplasm; plasma membrane. Gene Ontology annotation, biological process: proteasome-mediated ubiquitin-dependent protein catabolic process; negative regulation of extrinsic apoptotic signaling pathway via death domain receptors; protein K48-linked ubiquitination.